AUGGUGACCACAACAUCCGACAACACAGUGCCACCACAACAUCCUACAGCACAGGGCCACCACAACAUCCUACACAACAUGACCACCACAAUACCCUACAGCACAGGGCCACCACAACAUCCUACACCACAGGGCCACCACAACAUCCUACAGCACAUGGUGACCACAACAUCCUCCACCACAGGGCCACCACAACAUCCUACAGCACAGGGAGAUCACAACAUACGACACCAAAAGGCCACCACAACAUCCUACAGCACAGUGUCACCACAACAUCCUCCACCACAUGGCUACCACAACUUCCUACAGCACAGUGUCACCACAACAUCCUCCACCACAUGGCCACCACAACAUCCUACAGCACAGGGCCACCACAACAUCCGACAGCACAUGGCCACCACAACAUCCGACACCACACGGCCACCACAACAUCCUACAGCACAGGGCCACCACAACAUCCGACAGCACAGGGCCACCACAACAUCCGACAGCACACGGCCACCACAACAUCCGACAGCACACGGCCACCACAACAUCCUACACCACACGGCCACCACAACAUCCGACACCACACGGCCACCACAACAUCCGACACCACACGGCCACCACAACAUCCGACAGCACACGGCCACCACAACAUCCGACAGCACACGGCCACCACAACAUCCGACACCACACGGCCACCACAACAUCCGACAGCACAGGGCUACCACAACAUCCGACAGCACAGGGCCACCAAAACAUCCGACAGCACACGGCCACCACAACAUCCGACAACACACGGCCACCACAACAUCCGACAGCACAGGGCCGCUGGGCCACGGCGACUUCCCCACCUCCCUCUGUCUCAAUGACACACUAGACUUCCCCACCUCCCUCUGUCUCAAUGACACACUAGACUUCCCCACCUCCCUCUGUCUCAAUGACCCACUAGACUUCCCCACCUCCCACUGUCUCAAUGACACACUAGACUUCCCCACCUCCCUCUCUCUCAAUGACACACAAGACUUCCCCACCUCCCUCUGUCUCAAUGACACACAAGACUUCCCCACCUCCCUCUGUCUCAAUGACACACAAGACUUCCCCACCUCCCUCUGUCUCAAUGACACACAAGACUUCCCCACCUCCCUCUGUCUCAAUGACACACAAGACUUCCCCACCUCCCUCUGUCUCAAUGACACACCAGACUUCCCCACCUCCCUCUGUCUCAAUGACACACCAGACUUCCCCCCACCUCCCUCUGUCUCAAUGACACACAAGACUUCCCCCCACCUCCCACUGUCUCAAUGA
Molecule: messenger RNA, 1290 nt
Organism: Haliotis rufescens (red abalone)
Lineage: Eukaryota; Metazoa; Mollusca; Gastropoda; Lepetellida; Haliotidae
Product: mucin-2-like
Exons: 2
Coding region: 1-1290 (429 amino acids)
Source: RefSeq, a predicted model, not a curated record